GCUGCUUCAAGUAAGUGGUUAUAGCCUAACUUGGUGCCGGUUAUUAAUCACUCCACCUCCUCCGCUCGCCUUCAAUGUCAGCUCUGGCAGUCAGAGGUAUAUAAGUGCGGCAUUCCCCCAGGACGGCUGCAGCCGGGAGAGCACGAGCUCUCGAAAAGGCCACUCUACGACUUGUCUGUGUCCAGCUUACCUGUCUAAGCCGGAGACCCCGGAUCCAAUCCCGCCAGCAUGGCAUACAUCCAGAUGCAAACGCUUUCCUGGCACGAAGGCGAAAUCGGCAUGCGGAAAGCGAUGCGUGCCCCCGAAAUCGAUAACCCGACUGUUCCCGCUCUUUCGCCGCAGCUGGCGCAUCAUCUGCGCGUUGCGCCGCUGAUCUCGAUUGGAGCUCUUGAUGCUGAUGGCCGGCCAUGGACAACGCUGUGGGGCAAUGGGGAGAAGGGAUUCGCGCAACCGAUUGGAGAGGGCGUCAUUGGGAUUAAGACGCCAGUUACUGGGCACCAUGAUCCCGUGAUUGAGGAAAUAUUCGGCAAGGAUGUCGUGGGGCAGAAGAUUACGAGGGCAGAGGAUGGGAAGGGCAGAAUGGUGUCUGGACUGACGAUCGAUCUGGAGACGCGGAAGCGCGUCAAAAUGUAUGGCCGGAUGUUGGGCGGGGCGCUGACUAUGAACGAGGACGAAGUCGCCGAGCACGAAGAGCACGUCGCGGAAGUGCAGAUGGUGCUCAAAAUUGAGCAGAGCUUGGGCAACUGCCCGAAGUAUCUCAACAAGAAGCACAUUGUGUCGGCGCUCGCGAAGCCCGAGUUGGUGUCGGACUCGCCGCACCUCCCGCAGCAGGCCAUCGAUCUGAUCGAGAAAGCCGACCUCUUUUUCGUGUCGAGCAGGCACGGUGAGGAGGACAUGGACACCAACCACCGCGGCGGUCCAGCUGGCUUUUUACGAGUUGAGUCAAACAACGAAUCAGGCGCCGUCCUCUGCUAUCCUGAAUACUCCGGCAACCGCCUCUACCAGACACUCGGAAACCUCAGAGUCAACCCUCUUGCCGGCCUGUGCAUCCCAGACUUUGAAACAGGAGACAUGCUAUACCUGACCGGCAAAACAGAAAUCCUGGUAGGCCCCGACGCCGCCGCCGUGAUCCCGCGCUCCAACCUCGCCGUGCGCAUCACCACCACAGGCGCCCGCUACGUCGCCCGCGCCCUACCCUUCCGCGGCAUCCAAGGCGACAGAUCCCCCUACAACCCCAACGUCCGCUACCUCGCGUCCGAAAAAGCACCCGCUCAAGUCGCACGAACAACACAACAAGCCACCCUCCUCCACCAAGUCAAAUUGACCCCCAACGUCUCGCGCUUCCGCUUCUCCCUCCAAAACGCCGCAACCUACAAACCUGGGCAAUACGUCACGUUUGACUUCUCGAGCCACCUCGACAUGGGGUAUAGUCAUAUGGCCGACGACGAUCCGCGCAGCAUCAACGACGACUUUGUCCGCACCUUCACCGUUUCCAGCACGCCGGGCGAUCCCCCGAAUCCCGUGCGCAACCUCGCAGACGACGAGUUUGAGAUUACGAUUCGGAAGGUGGGGACCGCUACAGACUUUCUCUUCCGGCAUAUGGGCAAAGGGAGUUCUGCACGCGGGAUGCAUGAGCUUGAGGUCCCGGUGCUAGGAUUCGGGGGUGAGUUUGAAGUUCAACAAGAUGCUGGCGAGACGAUCGCUUUUGUAACGGCUGGGGUCGGUAUCACGCCUAUUCUGCCAUCUCUGGGGCGACUGGAUUACUCCCGGCUGAAGUUGCUAUGGUCGGUGCGGGAGGACGACGUCGAGUUGGUGCUGGACGUCUUGAAGCAGCAUCCGCGGCUUGCAGAGAGCCUGUCUGUGUUUGUCACGAAUGCGAAAGAGGGCAGUGAGGCGGUUGGCAAGCUGAAAGGAACCGGCGUGGUGCAGCACAGCCGACGGAUUCAACAAUCUGACCUUGCAUUCGACCGGGAGGUGCAGAAGUACUACCUUUGCACUCCCGUGCCGAUGAGGAAGCAAUUGAUGGAAUGGCUGCCAGAGAAGGAUCUGAUUUUCGAGGACUUCAAUUUCUGAACUAACUGCUUUGUGCUAUGAUCGGUACAAGUCUGUAAAGAGAACCCUGCCCAGGAUCAUUGUCAAAGAAAGAGCA
Neohortaea acidophila is the source of this 2149-nucleotide messenger RNA. Its product is annotated as oxidoreductase-like protein. Gene Ontology annotation, molecular function: oxidoreductase activity. The coding region runs from base 229 to 2073 and encodes 614 amino acids. The record is from RefSeq and is a predicted model, not a curated record. NCBI's taxonomy places the organism in Eukaryota, Fungi, Ascomycota, Dothideomycetes, Mycosphaerellales, Teratosphaeriaceae. The transcript has a single exon.